UUGAGUGAGUGUGUGGUUUCACUCUAUUCGGGCCUGACGAGGGCUCAGGGAGGAGGAGGAGGAAGACGAGCACGAGCGCGCGUGUUUUUAGCGCGGGACAAAGAGAUCCUAGGCCCGCAAUUCGGGGGGCCCCGGAUCCAUCGGCCGGGCUGCAGUUGCCCCCGCAGCCUCGCCUCGGGACGAGCGGGAGGGAGGACUGCGAUCGUGGCAACGCGCGCCCCUCCACGGGGUCGUGCCCUUGGAAGCGAAAGCCACCAGUCAUACAUUCGCCAUGAGAAACCUAAAGUUACUGCGGACCCUGGAAUUCAGGGAUAUUCAAACUCUCGGGAGACCUCAGUGCUUCUCUCUCCGGACUGACCAAGGAACGCUGCUUAUCGCUUCUGGCUAUGUGCUCCUGGAAGUGGAUCCUAUGACAAAAGAGGUGUUGUGUGACAUUUCCCUGACUACGGAGGGCUUUCUGCCAGAAGACGGAAGUGGCCGCAUUGUUGGCAUACAGGACCUGCUGGAUCAAGAAUCUGUGUGUAUGGCCACAGCCACCGGUGAUGUUCUCCUCUGUAAUCUCAAUACGAGCCAGCUGGAGUGUGUUGGGACUAUAGACAGUGGUCUGUCAGUCAUGCGCUGGAGUCCUGAACAAGAGCUGGUUCUUUUUGCUACAGGCCAGCAGACCCUGAUCAUGAUGACGAAGGACUUUGAACCGAUUAUGGAAAGGCAGAUUCACCAGGAGGACUUUGGAGAAAGCAAUUUUAUCACCGUUGGAUGGGGUAAAAAGGAGACACAGUUCCAUGGAUCAGAAGGCAAAGAGGCAGCCCAGCGCAAGCAAAUGGAUGUUCAGCCUGCUCUGCCCUGGGAUGAUCUCAGACCCCAAGUGACCUGGCGGGGGGAUGGACAGUUUUUUGCUGUGGGUUCUGUUUGCCCAGAAACAGGGGCUCGGAAGGUCAGAGUGUGGAACAGAGAGCUUGUUUUGCAGUCAACAAGUGAGCCUGUUGCCGGAUUAGAACAAGCACUAGCAUGGAAGCCUUCUGGCAAUUUGAUCGCAUCCACCCAGAGUAAACCCAAUAAGCACGACGUUGUGUUUUUCGAGAAAAACGGACUCCUUCAUGGAGAAUUCACACUGCCUUUUGGCAAAGAUCAGGUCAAGGUAAAUGAACUGCUGUGGAACUGUGACUCUACCGUGCUUGCCAUCUGGAUAGAAGAUCUUAACAAUGAAGAGAACUUGAAAGCAAACACCUAUGUUCAGUUGUGGACGGUCGGAAAUUAUCAUUGGUAUCUCAAGCAAAGCCUGCACUUUGGAAGCUGUGAAAAGAACCGGAUCGUGUUUGCGACCUGGGAUCCGGUGACCCCGUAUAGACUGCACAUUCUCUGUCAGGGGUGGCAUUACCUCUGCUAUGACUGGCACUGGACUACUGAUGGAAGCAAGGGCGAAAAUGCCUCUGACUUGGCUAGUGUGGCUGUCAUUGAUGGAGACAAAGUAUUGGUGACAGCAUUUCAACAUGCUGUGGUGCCUCCUCCUCUCUGCACCUACCAACUCCAGCUUCCACAGGCAGUGAACCAAGUUGUGUUCUACACAAAUCCCAACAAGAACAGUGACCUUGCUGUUCUUGAUGCUAACAACAGGAUUUCUGUUUAUAGAUCAGGGGACGGCUCAGCUGUGGAUCCUACAGUGAAAAUAGGAGCCGUGGGUGGAAAUGAAUUUAAGGUUUCCAUUCCAACACCUCGCCUGGAAAAAAGAUACAAAAUUGAGUUUGAGAGCCGAGAAGACAAGGAGGUGAACCCCUUGAAUCUGUGUCUUCUCACCUGGAUCCAAGACUGCACUUUCUUGGCCAUCAGUCACGGGCAGAACCCCUUACAGUCCCUGAUUCACCACCUGACUCUGGCCCCUUCUGAGCCAGGGGACAGGGACGAAGAAGGACGUGUGAAUAUCAGUUCAUCUGUUAUCGUCGAAGGGGUCAUAAUCAGUCUGUGCUACCAUCAGAAAACCAAGGCAGUAGCCCUACAAUUAGCCGAUGGACAGAUUCUCAAGUACCUCUGGGAGUCUCCAAUCCCAGCUUUCGAGCCGUGGAAGAACCGCAGCGGCUUUGCUGUCCAGUUUCCCUAUCCCUGCAUCCAGACCGCGGUGGCCAUGAUAGGUGGAGAAGAGUGCAUCCUAGGUCUGUCGGACAAGUGCCGUUUUUUCAUUAACGAUAUUGAGGUUGCAUCGAAUAUUACAUCAUUUGCAAUAUAUGAUGAGUUUUUACUGCUGACAACCCAUUCCCACACCUGCCAGUGCCUGUCAUUGAAAGAUACUUCAUUUAAAGUCUUCCAAGCAGGUUUGAGCAACACUAACGCCACAAAUGAGGAAACCCUAAGGAAAGUGGAAAGGGGCUCUCGCAUAGUCACCGUUGUACCCCAAGAUACAAAACUCAUAUUACAGAUGCCAAGGGGAAACUUAGAAGUCGUUCAUCAUCGAGCCCUUGUUUUAGCUCAGAUUCGGAAGUGGCUAGACCGGCUUAUGUUUAAAGAGGCAUUUGAAUGUAUGAGGAAGCUGAGAAUUAAUCUCAAUCUGAUUCAUGACCAUAACCCAAAGGUGUUUCUUGAAAAUGUGGAAACCUUUGUAAAGCAGAUUGAUUCCGUAAACCACAUCAAUUUGUUUUUCACAGAAUUGAAGGAAGAAGACAUCACAAAGACUCUGUACCCUCCUCCGGUUACCAGUAAUGUCCAGCUAUCCAGGGGUCCCGAUGGUAGAAAGGUGGACCUUGUUUGUGAUGCCAUGAGAACAGCCAUGGAGAACAUAAAUCCUCACAAGUACUGCUUAUCAAUAUUGACCUCCCACGUGAAGAAGACAACACCAGAAUUGGAAAUCGCACUGCAGAAGGUCCAUGAGCUUCGAGAAAAUACUCAUUCUGCCCCGGAUGCUGUCAGUGCUGAGGAAGCACUAAAAUAUUUACUUUUUUUGGUGGAUGUCAAUGAGCUUUACAAUCAUUCCCUGGGGACGUACGACUUUGAUUUGGUCCUCAUGGUUGCGGAGAAAUCCCAAAAGGACCCCAAAGAGUAUCUCCCAUUUUUAAAUACACUUAAGAAAAUGGAGAUUAACUAUCAACGUUACACUAUAGAUAAGUACUUGAAAAGAUAUGAGAAAGCUGUUGGCCACCUAAGCAAAUGUGGGCCAGAGUAUUUCUCAGAAUUUUUAAACUUGGUAAAGGACAAAAACUUAUAUAAUGAAGCUCUGAAGUUGUAUCCGUCUAGUUCUCAGGAGUACAAGGAUAUCAGUGGUGUUUAUGGAGAACAGUUGAAGCAGAAAAAUCUCUUUGAACAAGCAGGGCUGGUUUUUGCCCGCUGUGGUGCAUAUGAGAAGGCUCUGGAGGCUUUUUUGACAAGUGGCAGCUGGCAGCAAGCCUUCUGUAUGGCUGCCCAGCUUAGUUACACAAGAGACCAGCUGGCUGGCCUGGGCAGGACUUUGACAGGCAAGCUAGUUGAGCAGAGGAAAUACAGCGAAGCCGCUGUAAUUUUGGAACAGUAUGCCCAGGACUAUGAAGAGGCCAUCCUUUUGCUGUUAGAAGGAACUUCCUGGGAAGAAGCCCUCAGACUGAUUUACAAAUACAACAGACUUGACAUUUUAGAGACCAACCUAAAACCUUCCAUCUUAGAAGCCCAAAGAAAUCAUCUACUGUUUAUGGAUUCUCAAAAAACCGUAUUCACUCGCCAUAAGAAGCGCUUGCUGGUGGUCCGAGAACUGAAAGAACAAGCACAACAGGGGCUGCUAGAUGAAGAGGUGCCAAAUGGCCAAGAGUCAGAUCUCUUCUCUGAAACCAGCAGUGUCAUGAGCGGCAGUGAUAUGAGUGGCAAAUAUUCACACAGUAACUCCAGGAUAUCUGCGAGAUCGGUCAAGAAUCGCCGCAAAGCAGAACGCAAGAAGCACAGUCUGAAAGAGGGGAGUCCACUGGAGGAUCUCGCCCUUCUGGAGGCCCUGAGGGAGGUUGUGCGGAGCAUUGAAAAAUUGAAAGAUGAGGUGUACCACCUUUUAAAGGUCCUCAUUCUCUUUGAGUAUGACACGCAGGCCAGGGAGCUACAGCAGACCUUCGAAGACACUCUGCUGUUGAUGGAAAGAUCCCUCCCAGAAAUCUGGACCCUAGCCCAGCAGCCCAGUACAGCCAUGCCUGUCUUGGGUCCUAAUUCCACUGCGAACAGCAUCAUGGCUUCCUAUCGGCAGCAGAAGGCCUCAGCUCCUGCACUCCAAGAUGCUGAACUUUUUAUACCUCCAAAGCUCAACAAAAGCACCCAGUGGAAACUGAGUCUUUUAGAGUAAAUCUGAUAUUAAUUAUGUAGUGGGGCUCUGAUGGGAGGUAGCAUUUCGCUCAUUACCACUUAUUCCCAUCCCCUACUUCUUCCUGAGGCCCUAGGAGCCAAUAAACAGGGAGGAAGGGAAGAAGACCGUCUCCUCCGAAAGUCACGCAUUCUGCUCUGCAGAAUAGGUGUCUGCCCAACCCAUUCUAUGCUAUUUUUUCUUUGUGCUCCUCUCCUCCUGGGUCAUUUGCUGCACUUGUAGUACUUAAAAACCAACUUCAACCUGGGCAGUGGAGCACUGGGCUAGGAAGUAUUAAUACUUUAUUUUGUGCUUUUAGAGUAGUGUAUUCUAGGGGAUAGAGCAUGGGAAUCAAAAGACCGGGUUCAUGUUCUAGUUGCAGCAGACUGUCUCUGUGACCUUGGGGCAAGUCACAUAACUCUUUGGGGCCUCAGUUUUCCCACCUGUGAAAUGGGGCUAAUAAUACCCGCCAGCUCUCAGGGGUGUUGUGAGGACAAAUGAGUCAACGUCCUUAACGUGUCCUUGGAGAGCAGUACCUAAGUACCCAUGUGGUAUUAUUAUAUCAGUACUUACUACUUUGUCAAAAUGAAUAAUUUAAUUGUCAACUUCCCUCUGAAUUAAAGCAUAGUAAUAAUAAAACGGUUUAAAGUUUC
Tachyglossus aculeatus (Australian echidna) is the source of this 4932-nucleotide messenger RNA. It is a transcript of the gene ELP1, whose product is annotated as elongator acetyltransferase complex subunit 1. The transcript has 37 exons. Gene Ontology annotation, cellular component: elongator holoenzyme complex; cytosol. The record is from RefSeq and is a predicted model, not a curated record. Gene Ontology annotation, biological process: tRNA wobble base 5-methoxycarbonylmethyl-2-thiouridinylation. Gene Ontology annotation, molecular function: tRNA binding. The coding region runs from base 272 to 4282 and encodes 1336 amino acids. Lineage: Eukaryota; Metazoa; Chordata; Mammalia; Monotremata; Tachyglossidae.